UCCCCACACAGCAAAUCUGAAACAAAAUGACUCCGUGAAAUCAAACGCCUGUGGUGGGAGCAAAGAAACCCUUGCAAAAAUUAGUGGGCUGUGGUCCGAGAAUCCGACUCCUCAGUAUCAGUGGUACUUGAUCUGCCCCAGGUGUAAUGCCAGAAGCUGCCGCCGCAAGCAGUCCCACACCAAUACUAACCCCGAUCGCUACUUCUACUCUUGCCCCGAUGUCACUCCUCUCAUUCCUCUUCAUCCCAUUUUCCAUCUUCCUUCUUGAAAGAUUUUACUAACUUAGCCCCUUUUCUUGUCUUUAUUGUGAUUUGUAGGUCAAUUUUUCAAGUGGGAGGACGAUGUGAAGCCCCAUGAAUGGACCAGAGUGCCUUGCUGCGGGGGCUGUAGCGCCGGAGUUUGCCGGGUUAGUAGGGAGGUUUUCGGACCCAAUGCGGGUCGGGUCAUGUUCAUGUGCAGAGUAAAGGAGGGAGAAGGUUCGUGUGGGUAUAGAGUUUGGCUAGACGAGCUGGAAAUGAUGGAAGCUCGUCAAACAGAGGAAAGGAUGAUUCCGUCUCUAUCAGGAAGGGUAGAUUGCAACGGUGGAGUCACUGAUGUUGUCGAGAACGACAGCAAGCAGAGGGAUGGAGGGACAGAUCAUGUUUCACCUUUGGUUGAACCUUCAGAUGAUCUCGUGUGUCGUGAAGUAGAAGUAACCCCUCGGAGGAUGGAUCAGUUGAAAUGCCUGGAAGAAAGAUCUAAUUCGACUUCAAGGAGACCUCACAAACGGUCACGUUGUGGAGCUUCCGGUUUUCCAAAUUAUGCUAGCUUUGCGACAGUACGUGUAGCACUGAAAUCUACUUCAACUAGACACUGUUGGAUGGCGGAUGCAAUCCGUGGGAAUCUAAGCACUGAACUCAAUGGCUGGUGGGGAAGGCUUGUUUUCCAUCCGAAGCGCUGCUUGAUGAGUUAUGAACUGAAACCAUCCACCACGUCUGUUUCCAAUCCUCUAGAGUUUGUGGUGCAAGACAUUUUGGUGAACCUUAGUGGUUCAAUCACCCCGGGAAGAAAUGCAAAGGCAGUCGAAGGCUAUAGAAUGCUUUCGUUCAAUCUGGAACAGCAUCAUAGUCCUAUAAUCUAGAAUGCCUCCAGUAUGAGCUUCUUGCCCGUCUGGAGACAAUGGAUGUUAAAGACCACGCUGCCAUGACUCAGGAGGCGGAAGCUACGUUUGCUGCUCUAGAUUGCUUGCUUUUCGAUUACAAAGAUUUCAAAAGGCACGUGGAUGAACUGAUCCGCUGUGCUUCACAGUUGUUUGAGAUUGACCGAGCUAUUCCCACGGCUGAUUCUAAUCAGAAGUUGAUUGAGAUCUGUUCUACAGAGAGAGAGGCUAGAUGAGAUCAACCGCGUGCAUGCUGAGGCGCUCGAAGCCUUGAUCGACAGCAAGAAUCACAUAAAAGUUUUGCAAGAAGAGAUCUCUUCUGCCCUUGACCGGCUGUUCCAGAUUGAAGCCGAUGUAUCUUGUUGUGAGGUUGAGAUGAGGUGUUUGGAGAUCGAGCUCGAGAAAACAUCUCAAAACAAGGAGGCGUUGGAGGGCAAGUACUUGAUUGCAUCUAAAGAACUGGAAGAGUCUCAGAAACUCAUCAAACACAGUGAAGCAGAACGAAAUGCUGCAAAGGCUGCAUUCGACCGGGCAAGAGCAUUGCUACGAGGAUAGAAUAGCACACGAGCUGUCUCAUUGUUCAUGUAACGUAUCUAGGCGUAUCUAGGAUCAAAAUAAUGCCUAUUCUAAUCUGUAAUCUAUCCUUG
Molecule: messenger RNA, 1785 nt
Organism: Salvia splendens (bonfire salvia)
Lineage: Eukaryota; Viridiplantae; Streptophyta; Magnoliopsida; Lamiales; Lamiaceae
Exons: 4
Coding region: 446-1120 (224 amino acids)
Source: RefSeq, a predicted model, not a curated record